Molecule: messenger RNA, 870 nt
Organism: Penicillium alfredii
Lineage: Eukaryota; Fungi; Ascomycota; Eurotiomycetes; Eurotiales; Aspergillaceae
Product: RraA family protein
Exons: 2
Coding region: 1-870 (289 amino acids)
Source: RefSeq, a predicted model, not a curated record
AUGUUAGGCGACGUUGUAUACGUUGUUCGGUCGAAUCGGCGUAGUAGUACUUCGCCGACAAUCCCCACAUACGGCUUACAACUCUGGGACUGCCCAAAGAUUGUUGGACGCGCCAGCACAGUGAAAGUGAGCCCGAAGACCGAUUCUGCUCCGACAACGCGUAUCCUCACCCCGCGCAUUGAGGAAGUCGUGGUGUUGGGAGAACAGAUCGACCGUCGUCAGACCCUUAUGGUCCAGGAUAUUCGAAGCGGUAAACCCGUUUCUGAGGUUAUGCAUGACACGCAGUUCGAGGCUAUCCACCAGGAUAGCGUGUCACAGGCGGCGGCGCCAUGCUCCAACCGCAACCCCAAGGAAGCCAGUCCCGAGGACCAAGAGUUAGUAGCGCCAUUCGCCGACUCAGACACUCCGGGGAUCACUGUUGGACCUGCCUUCACCGUUCGUUAUGUACCCGCCAGCAACCCACCAGGAAAUGUGGGUGAUUUCAUCGACGAUGUUGCCAUCGGCGAUAUUGUCGUCCUUGACAAUAGCGGCCGUAUUGAUUGUACUGUUUGGGGCAGCAUCAUGACCCAGUACGCUGGCUUACGGGAUAUCGCUGGAUGCGUUAUCGAUGGGCUGUGCCGCGAUGUGACUCGGGCGAUCAACGAUUACUACUCGAUCUUCACGGCUGGACGUUGGAUGCGGACCGGUAAAGAUUGCGUUCAAGUUGGAGGAGUCGAUGAGCCGAUCGGCAUUGGCAAGGUGCGUGUACAGCCUCGCGACAUCGUUGUCGCCGAUGCAAACGGCGUGGUCAUUGUUCCGCGAGAUCGAGCCCGAGAGGUAGCUCAAGUUGCAAGAAAUAAUGGGAAAAUGAGGAUGGCAUCCGCAAAAUGA